CUUAUAACCUCUCCCGUCGCGGGCUGAACCACCUGGUUUUCUGAAUGAAACCGUAGCUCGCCUCGCGCUAUAAAUAGAACGGACGGGGCUUUGACGUCACCAAGGAAGCCGCAUCACGUCGUUUUGUUCCGUGCUGUUGUGUCUGCAGAUUAUUUUUUUCCCGAAGCGCUUUCGGAUGGGGACGGACGGAGUACUUCUGAAGGCAGCCCGAACAAUCAAGCUAGAUACAUAGUAGUGGUUAUUGUUACAUUGGGAGAAAAGGAUUAACGUUCAACAAGCUGGGGCGCGAUACCAGUUACGAAAUGAUUUUGCAGUAUUUGCCUAGCUAGCGGCGAGCGAUUCUUAUUUGUACAGGAGCCAUCGAGCUACCUGCAAUUAUUGAAUCGCACUCUGAACUCCUGCCUGUAGUUUUGGUUGACCAGAUCACACUCACUCAGCCCUAGAGAACGGGCCCUGAACAGUAGUAUGGACUACGAGAGACCCAAUGUUGAGACCAUUAAGUGUGUUGUGGUGGGAGACAACGCCGUAGGGAAGACACGGCUGAUCUGUGCUCGGGCCUGCAACACCACUCUGAACCAGUACCAACUACUGGCCACACACGUCCCUACGGUCUGGGCUAUAGACCAGUACAGAGUGUGUCAAGAGGUGUUGGAGCGCUCCAGGGAUGUGGUGGAUGAGGUCAGUGUGUCUCUCAGGCUGUGGGACACCUUUGGCGAUCAUCAUAAAGACAGACGCUUCGCAUACGGAAGGUCAGACGUGGUUGUGCUGUGUUUCUCCAUCGCCAACCCCAACUCUCUGCAUCACGUCAAGACCAUGUGGCACAUGGAGAUCAAGCACUUUUGUCCCAGGACGCCUGUCAUCCUGGUGGGUUGUCAGCUGGACCUGCGUUACGCUGAUCUGGAGGCCGUCAACAGGGCCAGGAGGCCACUAGCCAGGCCGAUAAAGCCCGGAGACAUCCUUCCUCCAGAGAGUGGCCGGGAGGUGGCCAAGGAGCUGGGCAUCUCCUACUAUGAGACCAGUGUGUUCGACCAGUUUGGCAUCAAGGACAUCUUCGACAAUGCCAUUCGAGCCGCGCUCAUCUCCCGUCGACACCUGCAGUUCUGGAAGUCCCACCUCCGGAAGGUCCAGAAGCCCCUCCUCCAGGCGCCCUUCCUGCCGCCCAAAGCACCGCCCCCUCUCAUCAAGAUUCCAGAGUGUGUCAUCAACAACGGGGAGGGUCCUGGCCUCCUAUUGGACAGUCCUCUUUGUGCUGACGUCAUGUUCAUCCUCCAGGACCACAUCCACAUCUUCGCCCACAAGAUCUACCUCUCCACCUCCUCCUCCAAGUUUUAUGACCUGUUCCAGAUGGACUUCAGUGACGAGUCCCAGUGCCUGGUGGUGACGGAGCGGCAUGCCCGGGACUCUCUCCUCAGGACCCUUAGUCUGGACACAGAGGAGGACGUGGCUGUGCUCCCCAACCUCUCCCCCUGCUCCCUCCGGGCCUCUAAGAGUGACGGCACCCUGAAGAUGAUGAGCUUCUCUGGUAAGCACCGGCGCACCAAGCUGUCCUUGGCCUCCUGGAGCAAGGCCUUCUACAGCAUCCACAAGGAGAGCGUGACCAACCCUGUGACGGGCUCCCCGGCUCACAUGACGGUGGUGAAGAUGGACUACUCCAUCCAGCUGGGUCCGUUCAGUGCCGUGUUGAGGUUCCUCUACACUGGGGAGCUGGAUGAAGAGGAGCGGGAUCUGAUGAAGAUCGCCCAGAUCGCGGAGGUCCUGGAGGUGUUUGACCUGAGGAUGAUGGUGGAGAACAUCAUGAACCAUGAAGGCUUCAUGAACCAGGAGAUCACCAAGGCCUUCCACGUCAGGAAAUCCAACCGCAUCAAGGAGUGUCUCAACAAGAACACAUUCACAGACGUCACCUUCAGGUUGGAGGAUGGAACCAUCAAUGCUCACAGACCUCUGCUCAUCUCCUCCUGUGAUUGGAUGGCUGCUGUGUUCGGAGGAUCCUUCAUGGAGAGUGCUAACAACGAGGUCUCGUUCCCAGGCACCAGCAGGGUGUGUAUGCAGGCUGUUCUGGAGUAUCUCUACACCAAUCAGCUUUGUCCCAUGGCAGAGCUGGAUCCUAUGGAGUUGACGGCCCUGGCUAACAGACUCUGUCUCCCCAGACUGACUGCUCUGACAGAACACUAUGCUGUGAGUGAGCUGGUGAAAGCCUCCAAAGAUGGACAGGAUAUAGAUGGCGAAGUACUCACCUAUCUGGAACUGGCUCAGUUCCAUAAUGCUAACCAGUUAGCAGCUUGGUGCUUACAUCACAUCUGCACUCACUACAACAAUGUCUGUGCCAACUAUCGCAAAGAGAUCAAGGCCAAAUCUGCAGAGAACCAGGAAUAUUUUGAGAAGCACCGCUGGCCCCCAGUGUGGUACCUGAAGGAGGAGGACCACUACCAGCGGGUGAGGAAGGAGAGGGAGAAAGAGGACGUGGUUCUCAACAAACACCACAGCAGACGACGUUGGUGCUUCUGGAGCACCUCCCCUGCCGUGGCCUGAGAGGUCUGAGAAGGGUCUGCCUAGCCCCAAACCGCCCAGGGAAUCUGCCUCCUACCCCGUGCUCCAGCUUCUAACCCUGCACCCCGCAAAGAGGUCCCAACAACACACGCUGUACCAAUGUUUUACUGUUAGAUCACCUGAGCAUCAAAACAGGAAAUAACUAUCUGACGAUGCACUGUCAGGUCCUACCCUCUUCCCUUGAUGCACUGUCAGGUCCCACCCUCUUCUCUUGAUGCACUGUCAGGUCCCACCCUCUUCUCUUGAUGCACUGUCAGGUCCCACCCUCUUCUCUUGACAAUACACUGUCUGGUCCUACCCUCUUCUCUUGAUGCACUGUCAGGUCCUACCCUCUUCUCUUGAUGCACUGUCAGGUCCCACCCUCUUCUCUUGAUGCACUGUCAGGUCCCACCCUCUUCUCUUGAUGCACUGUCAGGUCCCACCCUCUUCUCUUGACAAUACACUGUCUGGUCCUACCCUCUUCUCUUGAUGAACUGUCUGGCCCUACCCUCUUCUCUUGACAAUACACUGUCUGGUCCUACCCUCUUCUCUUGAUGAUACACUGUCAGGUCCUACCCUCUUCUCUUGAUGAUACACUGUCAGGCCCUACCCUCUUCUAUUGACAAUACACUGUCUGGUCCUACCCUCUUCUCUUGAUACACUGUCCGGCCCUACCCUCUUCUCUUGAUGAACUGUCAGGUCCUACCCUCUUCUCUUGACAAUACACUGUCUGGUCCUACCCUCUUCUCUUGAUGAACUGUCCGGCCCUACCCUUUUCUCUUGAUGAUACACUGUCAGGUCCAACCCUCUUCUCUUGACAAUACACUGUCUGGUCCUACCCUCUUCUCUUGAUACACUGUCUGGCCCUACCCUUUUCUCUUGAUGAUACACUGUCAGGUCCAACCCUCUUCUCUUGAUGAUACACUGUCUGUCCCUACCCUCUUGAUGAUACACUGUCAAGCCCUACCCUCUUGAUGAUACACUGUCAGGCCCUACCCUCUUCUCUUGAUGAUACACUGUCUGUCCCUACCCUCUUGAUGAUACACUGUCAGGUCCAACCCUCUUCUCUUGAUGAUACACUGUCUGUCCCUACCCUCUUGAUGAUACACUGUCAAGCCCUACCCUCUUGAUGAUACACUGUCAGGCCCUACCCUCUUCUCUUGAUGAUACACUGUCUGUCCCUACCCUCUUGAUGAUACACUGUCAGGUCCAACCCUCUUCUCUUGAUGAUACACUGUCUGGCCCUACCCUCUUGAUGAUACACUGUCAGGUCCAACCCUCUUGAUGAUACACUGUCAGGUCCAAACCUCUUCUCUUGAUGAUACACUGUCAGGCCCUACCCUCUUGAUGAUACACUGUCAGGUCCAAACCUCUUCUCUUGAUGAUACACUGUCAGGCCCUACCCUCUUGAUGAUACACUGUCAGGUCCAACCCUCUUGAUGAUACACUGUCAGGCCCUACCCUCUUCUCUUGAUGAUACACUGUCUGUCCCUACCCUUUUCUCUUGAUGAUACACUGUCAGGCCCUACCCUCUUCUCUUGAUGAUACACUGUCUGGCCCUACCCUUUUCUCUUGAUGAUACACUGUCAGGCCCUACCCUCUUCUCUUGAUGAUACACUGUCUGUCCCUACCCUCUUGAUGAUACACUGUCAGGCCCUACCCUUUUCUCUUGAUGAUACACUGUCAGGUCCAACCCUCUUCUCUUGAUGAUACACUGUCAGGCCCUACCCUCUUGAUGAUACACUGUCAGGUCCAACCCUCUUGAUGAUACACUGUCAGGCCCUACCCUCUUCUCUUGAUGAUACACUGUCUGUCCCUACCCUUUUCUCUUGAUGAUACACUGUCAGGCCCUACCCUCUUCUCUUGAUGAUACACUGUCUGGCCCUACCCUUUUCUCUUGAUGAUACACUGUCAGGCCCUACCCUCUUCUCUUGAUGAUACACUGUCUGUCCCUACCCUCUUGAUGAUACACUGUCAGGCCCUACCCUUUUCUCUUGAUGAUACACUGUCAGGUCCAACCCUCUUCUCUUGAUGAUACACUGUCAAGCCCUACCCUCUUGAUGAUACACUGUCAGGUCCUACCCUCUUGAUGAUACACUGUCAGGUCCAAACCUCUUCUCUUGAUGAUACACUGUCAGGCCCUACCCUCUUGAUGAUACACUGUCAGGUCCAACCCUCUUCUCUUGAUGCACUGUCUGGCCCUACCCUCUUGAUGAUACACUGUCUGGCCCUACCCUUUUCUCUUGAUGAUGCACUGUCAGGUCCAACCCUCUUCUCUUGAUGAUACACUGUCAGGUCCAACCCUCUCUGCUUGGGUCCACAUGAAUAACCUCCACAUGGCAGGGCUCUACAGAGGGUACAUUUUACUUACAUUUGCGCCUAAAUAUUUUGCUGUGCAACCUGCAAUUUGAAUUUAGGAGCACCAGUGCACCUAUAAAAAUGAAGUAUUCUAGCUACGUUGUUCAACCUGUCAACGUAGUGUGGUAUGUGCUUUCUGUUAGACAUGUAACAUUAUGGAUGUAAAUUGUGAUUGUUGAUGUUAGCUGCAGCCACCGACACCAGCCCUGGAUCUAAGUCUGAAUCAUAAAUGAUGCAAAAAUAACUCUGAACCUGAUGAAACACAGGACCUGUUCAUAGACGGGGCUUCAUGCAGCCUUGGAAUAUCAACAACAACAACGUUGAAAGUACGUCUUGUGCUCACUGGGAUACCGAUACAGCUCCAGGGAUAAACAGAGCUCCUGAUUGAAUCGAUCCCCAGGUCGGUAUAUUGAACCCAGCUGGAGGUGUUUCUCUGUAUUCUGAAACACCUGAUUGUUCCUUUAACCCACCUGGUGAUGGUAAAGGGGAAACUCUAUACUUGAAAUCAAUGUGUUUUUAUUCAUCAGCUGUAUAGUAGGCUUUCUUUAGUUAACCAAAGCCAUAACUAGUCAGUUUAUCAUAUUUUAAUAUAUAUACCAUGUGAUUAUUUAUUUGUUGGUGAUAUUUACUAUAGAAACCAAGUGGCUGGUUCUCUUGGUUCCUGCUGUCACAGGUCUUUGAUCUAGCUGCUCAUCAUCCUUCAUCUUCUUUAUAACCAAGUGGCUGGUUCUCUUGGUUCCUGCUGUCAAAGGUCUUUGAUCUAGCUGCUCAUCAUCCUUCAUCUUCUUUAUAACCAAGUGGCUGGUUCUCUUGGUUCCAGCUGUCAAAGGUCUUUGAUCUAGCUGCUCAUCAUCCUUCAUCUUCUUUUUCUUAUUUAAAGGGAAUGUUGUUGAAUAAAUUAUUUGACUUAAUUGCUUUAUUCUAGUUUUCCUUUGAACUGCCCAGUGUAUAUCCUAGGGUCUGGACUGUUGGUCUAAAGUUUAAUGCAGACAAUAUGUACUGUUUCAAUCCUCAUACUGAGACGAGCCUGAGUGCCAGUCUGUUCCUGUUAAUGUGUUUGGGUUGACAAUUCAAUAAGGAGUUGGCAAGAGAGCAGUAAUGUUUGUUUCACAUACCUGUCAAUAAUACUAUAUGAAUCAAAUUCAGAUGUAAUGUUUGUUUCACAUACCUGUCAAUAAUACUAUAUGAAUCAAAUUCAGAUGUAAUGUUUGUUUCACAUACCUGUCAAUAAUACUAUAUGAAUCAAAUUCAGAUGUAAUGUUUGUUUCACAUAUCUAUUAAUAAUGCUAUUGUAAUCAUGGGUUUAUGCUUUUGAGUGGAGCACCAUCAGCUGAACCCGUCAUGUAGAACAAGUUAUUCAACUGAUUAGAGUUCAGUACAACACUGUUAUAUAGAAGGAUAUGUUGCUGUUAUGAAAGUGUAAACAUCAGAGGGAGAGAGAAAGGUUUGGCAACAACCACUCAGCCUCACUCUGUCAGGAGAGGAGAGGAGGGGAGCAGAGCAGCCUGUACCCAAGCUGUCACUGAGGAGGCAGACCAACACUGUAUACAUAACAGCUUUGGAACACAAUGUCACAUUCUAUUAUUAGUAAUGAUCAUUAUUAUAUUGUCUGGUGAUUCUAUAACCAAUGUCAACAUGAGUGUAUUAUAAUCAACUUACAAUAAAAGUAAGUUGUAGUUCCAGUA
Messenger RNA from Oncorhynchus mykiss (rainbow trout), 6569 nucleotides. Lineage: Eukaryota; Metazoa; Chordata; Actinopteri; Salmoniformes; Salmonidae. The record is from RefSeq and is a predicted model, not a curated record.